AUGCCAUGUACGCGUCUGCGGCAUGCAGCCACCACUCGCCUUCGUUGGGCUGGAUAUCCCCAAGUCAGCAGGGCAACCCAUCCCUCGCUGACUUGUUCGCACUUGUAGUCACACAGAGCAAGACACAUACGCUCGCAGCAGCACUCACCGCAACGAUCGAUGCUCUGGCGGGGUCAGGCGUGUUGGAGGGUACAAAUUCACCUACAUCCUCGCCCUCGAGAUUCGUCCAGCAAGCUUGCAGAACCUGUCCGAUUGUCUCUCCCCCGAACAAUCUUUCCCUCACGGUAGCCCAGCCCGGACUUCUUAACCUUGCUAGCCCAGCAACAACAUGGCUCCUUUACAGAAAGUGAUUGCGGUGUACGGAGCCACUGGUGUCCAGGGAACGGCCAUCGCCCUCUCGCUUCUCAAAAGCCAGCAAAACUUUGUCGUCCGGGCAUUGACCCGGAAUCCUCAGUCGGAAAAGGCCAAGGAACUAGCCCGUCUUGGUGCGGAGGUGGUCAAGGCCGAUGGGUUCAACGACAAUGGGAUGAAGGAUGCCCUUUCUGGCGCCUGGGGUUUUUGGCUCAACACUCAUCAUCAUGAUCCAGCGGUAAUGCAACCCAAUGGCCCAACGGACGAGGAUCUCGGCAACCGACUGGUCGAAAUCGCGGCCGCGGCCGGCGUCAAGGUCUUCAUUUACAGUACCUGCGAGUCGCCUGCUUUGUUCACCAAGGGCGUCGCGCCCGUGCCCGGCAUGGAUGCCAAGCACCGGGUCGAGAUGUAUGCCAGAACCUUCAAGGAGUUCGACUCCGUCAUCGGAGCCUUCCCGGGGUGGUAUUUUGAGAACUACAUCACCCCCGAGUACGCCCAGGCCUUUGGGGGAUUCCCCAUGUUUCCUGACAACGAGGGCUACCUGACCUGGCAGGCCCCCCUGGUGGGUGGUGAAGGCAAGGUCCAGACCGUCUCCAUCAAGGACGAUUUCGGGGAGAUGGUGCACGGAAUGUUCUUGAACCCACUGAAGUGGCAGAACCGAACUAUUCAGUGCGUGAGUGACGCGUUCACGUAUGAUGACAUGGUGAAGACGUUCGCCGAGGUCACCGGCAAGAAAACGCGUCACGUACCUCUGGCCUCGGCAGAGGACCUCCCUGCCCAUGGCAACAGCGUGAUGAUUGAGUUGCAGGAUGUCUUCCGGUACACUCAAAACAACAAUGGUUGGUUCUUUGGCAACCCCGACGAUUUCGAGACUUGCCAAUCUCUGAAGGAUGAGGCGCGCCGGGAUAAGGGCCUCGAGCCGGAGCCGGUUAUCUCCAUGACCAAGUACUUUAUCAAGCACUAUGGACCCAACUAGCUUGGUAAGACGAGAGUGCUCUGUUGUGAUUAAUGAGACAUCGGAUGGCUGCUCCACGACACUUUACUUUGUUGCUUCGAACGUAGCAUUGCGGGUUAGGUAUCGGACCAUUGCUCCCUAGUAAAGCAAAAUGAAGAUUAGGCGUGUGUUCAAGGGAGAAAUACUAUAGUACUAUGAUGGCCCCGUCGUAGCAAACAAAGACUUCUAUCUUGUGUGUGGCAUACGUGGGCGGAAGCCUGAGGCAGCGGGUCAAACAUCGCAUCGGAAUUGCCCCGCCAGCCCUCGGGCGGUGA
Messenger RNA from Aspergillus ibericus CBS 121593, 1620 nucleotides. Its product is annotated as NmrA/HSCARG family protein. Lineage: Eukaryota; Fungi; Ascomycota; Eurotiomycetes; Eurotiales; Aspergillaceae. Bases 329 to 1327 code for a protein of 332 amino acids. The record is from RefSeq and is a predicted model, not a curated record. The transcript is spliced from 5 exons.